Molecule: messenger RNA, 770 nt
Organism: Propithecus coquereli (Coquerel's sifaka)
Lineage: Eukaryota; Metazoa; Chordata; Mammalia; Primates; Indriidae
Gene: GRPEL1
Product: GrpE-like 1, mitochondrial (E. coli)
Exons: 4
Coding region: 68-721 (217 amino acids)
Biological process (GO): protein import into mitochondrial matrix; protein folding
Cellular component (GO): PAM complex, Tim23 associated import motor
Molecular function (GO): protein-folding chaperone binding; adenyl-nucleotide exchange factor activity; protein homodimerization activity
Source: RefSeq, a predicted model, not a curated record
AAGUAGGUGCAGCGGACUGUGCGCAUGCCCGGUGCGUGCGCAGUGACGGCGGCGGGCAGUGGCAGUAAUGGCGGCUCAGUGCGUGAGGCUGGCGCGGCGCAGUCUCCCGGCUUUGACGUUGUCUCUCAGAUGCUCUCCUCGGUUGUUGUGUACGGCUACAAAACAAAAGAACAAUGGCCAGAACUUGGAAGAGGACAUGGGUCAGAAUGAACAGAAGACAGAUCCUCCCUCUACAGAGAAGAUUCUCCUGGAAGAGAAGGUCAAAUUAGAAGAGCAGCUGAAAGAGACUGUGGAAAAAUAUAAACGAGCUUUGGCGGAUACUGAGAACUUGCGGCAGAGGAGCCAGAAGUUGGUGGAGGAGGCAAAGUUAUAUGGCAUUCAGGCCUUCUGCAAGGACUUGUUGGAGGUUGCAGACAUUUUGGAGAAGGCAACACAGUGUGUUCCAAAAGAAGAAAUUAAAGACGAUAACCCUCACCUGAAGAACCUGUAUGAGGGGCUCGUAAUGACUGAAGUCCAGAUUCAGAAGGUGUUCACAAAGCACGGUUUACUCAAGUUGAACCCUGUCGGAGCCAAGUUCAACCCUUACGAACAUGAGGCCUUAUUCCACACACCAGUUGAGGGGAAGGAGCCGGGCACAGUGGCACUAGUUAACAAGGUGGGGUACAAGCUGCACGGGCGAACCCUGAGACCCGCCCUGGUGGGGGUGGUGAAGGAAGCUUAGCUGCCUCUUGUGGGGUUUUGGUUUUUUUUAAGUCACUUGCUGUAACUCU